AUGGAAAGACUUACUGAUGCUGCCGACUACGAUGCCGGCGAAACGUCUGAGAAGGUACCGAGUCCACUUUCUGAUGCUGGGGAGCAUGACAACUACUAUGACGGACGAAUUCGGACUAGCUGCGUUCUACCAAGUCGCUCUGACAACAAGACCAAGUUGCAACAACGAGGUCAACCCAUUUCUGGCAAUACUAAACUUAUUCAUUCUGAGAAACUUACUAUCAUGUCAGUCACAAAUUUUCAAUUCUAG
Messenger RNA from Protopolystoma xenopodis, 249 nucleotides. The record is from the annotation of a GenBank genome assembly. NCBI's taxonomy places the organism in Eukaryota, Metazoa, Platyhelminthes, Monogenea, Polystomatidea, Polystomatidae.